AUGAAUUUCAAUAAUAAUGAUCCACAUAAAUCUCAAGGUCAUAUCAAAAAUAAUUCUAUUUCAUCGACAUCAAAGCCAUCUACGUCUUUUAGGGACACAUCAGAAAAAAAGAACGAUUUACCGUCGAUAUUAAAACCAUCAACUUCAUCGAAUAAUAUUAUUCCUAAUAAACCCUCAUCAUUACCAAUAAAGACUAAUAAAUCAAGUCAUGGUGAAUCUUCAAAUUCAAAAAAUGAUUCAAUAACCUCUUCUUCUACAACAAAACCAUCACAGAAUGAGGGUAAACCUCGACGUAAUAGAAGUUCAACCUUACAUCACGGAGAUCCUACUUUAGAGUCAAAGAGUUCAUCAGGUUUCAGGAGCUCGGUGAUUGGAGAGAGUCCUACUAAACUACCUAAAAAACAUAAACGUACGGGAUCAGCUCCUAUUCUAAAUAUUACGACUAUGUCACUACCUGAUAAUAUAAAUAAAGUAUUUUCGACAAAAUCCAUGACAAAUUUAAAUAAUGAGUUUGAAGCUAAAAUUGAUAGAGAGACUCCAAAACAAUAUCUUGAAAGGAUGAUGUAUGGUGUUUCAAGAUCAAAAUUGGUUACAAUAUUAACGCAAAAGUGA
Messenger RNA from Dentiscutata heterogama, 612 nucleotides. The record is from the annotation of a GenBank genome assembly. Lineage: Eukaryota; Fungi; Glomeromycota; Glomeromycetes; Diversisporales; Gigasporaceae.